GCGGAGGGGGAGGCCUUGGGGGAAGUGGAGGCGGGAGCGGGGGGUGGGGAGGUGGGGGAGGGGGGAGCGGGGGGAAUGGCAUGGCGGCUCCUGUGGCAGGGGGAUACGGGGGAUCGGGAGGGGCAGGAGGGGGAGGAGCAGCAGCAUAUGGGGCGGCAGCAGCAGGAGCAGCGGGAUCGUAUGGGGCGGCAGGGGGGGGAUAUGCGGCAGCAGCAGGGCCUCAGGCGGGGAUGGGACCCGGGUCUGGAUCCGGGAACGUCAUUCACCCCAUGUACAUGGGAAGUAGCAGCCAUGGCGACUAAGCUCCACCCCAACCUGGUCCGCCUACUCGGCUACUGCAUCGACAUGAAUCCAGCAGCACUGGGCAGGGGCGACCUGAGCAUGGAGCACCGCACUGCACCGCACUGCACCCCUACUCCCAUGGGCUACUGCAUCGACAUGAACCCAGCAGCACUGGGCAGGGUCGACCUGAGCAUGGAGCAGAUAGUGGUGGCAGCGAUGGCGACAAAGCACCAUCCCAACCUCGUCCGCCUUCUAGGCUACUGCAUCGACAUGCACCCAGCAGCACCGCACUCCACCACCGGCGACCUGAGCAUGGAGCAAAUUGUAGUGUACGAGUUCAUGGCCAACGGGGACUUGGAGCGGUGGGUGGGGGAGGGGGCAGCACAGCCGCUGGGCUUAGCUGAGCGGCUCUCAGUGCUCAUCGGCACGGCUCAUGGCUUGGAGUAUCUGCACCGCUUUGGCAUCGUGCACCGUGACAUCAAGCCCGCCAACAUCCUGCUCGAUGACAAGCUCGAGGCCAAGGUGGCAGACUUUGGGUUGCUGAGGCAGAACGAGGGCACGACGGUGGGAGACACUCGCAUCAUGGGCACACCCGGCUAUGUGGACCCCGCUUACUUCAAAUCCAACAAGGCCACCCCCAUGGCCGAUGUGUACAGCUUUGGCAUCCUCAUUCUGACCACAAUGUCCGGCCACAAUGCACUGAAAGUGGAUGAGAAUGGCAACAAUUUCAACGUCAGGAAAUGGGCGGAGUCGUUAGUUGCGGCCGGCAAAGCGGAGGAAUUAAAAGACCCACGAUUGGACGUCCCGGCAGAUUUGAUUCUGCGGUUGGCACAGCUGGCGCUGCGCUGCACGGGCAUGCCGACCGUGUCUCGUCCUGACAUGAUCCAGGUGGUAUCUGAGCUCACGGCGCUCAGGAAGGAGUUUUCUGGGGAAGGUGUCAUCUAG
Closterium sp. Naga37s-1 is the source of this 1227-nucleotide messenger RNA. The record is from the annotation of a GenBank genome assembly. NCBI's taxonomy places the organism in Eukaryota, Viridiplantae, Streptophyta, Zygnematophyceae, Desmidiales, Closteriaceae.